Messenger RNA from Hydra vulgaris (swiftwater hydra), 1928 nucleotides. The record is from RefSeq and is a predicted model, not a curated record. Lineage: Eukaryota; Metazoa; Cnidaria; Hydrozoa; Anthoathecata; Hydridae.
AAAAAUAUUUUUUGAUGGUUUUAAAAAAAAAUAAAAUAAAAUUAGUUAAUAGUUUAAAAACAUAUGAUUAACUAAUUUUGAAAUCUAUUUUUUAAAGAUAUAGUCGGUUCAACAUGGUGAAUAGAACUGGAGAGGCACGUAUCAAACCAGAGUUUGUUCGUGAAAUAACUAGUACUGAGGAUAUAGAUAAUUCUGAAUUUCCAGAAGAUGAGACAGCAAAUAACUUUGUUUGCACCACUCAGUGUGAUACUCAGAAUGUAAGUAUGCUAGAACCACCUCAACAAAAAAAAAAGAAAGGUCAAAAUAAAUGCCGUGGUAGUACAGUUCCCAGAAUCAAAGAUAUUGAUCGUUUGUGUCCAAACUUUUUGAAAAGUGAAAAAUGCCAGUUCGAAGCCAAUUGUAAAUUUAGUCACAAUGUUAAAAAUUAUUUAGACAAGCGACCUCCUGAUAUAUCUAAUAGCUGUAUUAAUUUUAUCACUUCUGGAUAUUGUAAAUAUGGUAUAGAAUGCAGAUAUGGAAAAGAACAUUUGACAGCAGAUUUUAAAAAUAUAAUAGACGAGGAAAAACAUAAAAAAUACCUUGCUAAUUUGGGUAAUGAAAAUGCUCUUAGUAAAGAAAGUAUGUUAGCUAUUAGAAAAAAAAAAUACCAAUUUCCAAGAGCAGAUUGCUAUCUGAAAUCUUCAUCAGAGGGCACUCAUAAUUUUUUAGUGAAUAAUAGAGAAAAAAAAAAGAUUGAUUUUAGUAACAAGUUGUACUUGGCACCACUAACAACAGUUGGAAAUUUACCUUUUCGUCGAGUUUGUAAAAAUUUUGGUGCUGAUAUAACUUGUGGAGAAAUGGCAAUGGCUACAAAUUUGUUGCAGGGGCAUCAAUCAGAAUGGGCACUUGUAAAGAGGCAUUCUUCAGAAGAUAUAUUUGGAGUCCAGUUAUGUGGUGGUUACCCUGAUUCAAUGGCUAAAGCUGUCGAGAUGCUUAACAAAGAAUGCCAAAUUGAUUUUAUUGAUAUAAAUAUGGGUUGUCCUAUUGAUCUUGUUUUUAAAAAAGGAGAAGGAAGUGCAUUAAUGGGCAGGAUGAAAAAGCUUGAGGAAGUUGUUAAAGGAAUGGUGCAGGUGUCUGAUGUUCCUAUAACAAUUAAAAUGAGAACAGGGAUUCAGGAAAAUAAAUCAAUUGCACACAAAAUUAUUCCGCUGGUCAAGGAGUGGGGUGUUGAUCUUAUAACAUUGCAUGGUCGAUCUCGUGAGCAGAGAUAUACAAAAGCUGCUGAUUGGGAUUAUAUUAAUCAAUGUGCAAAGCUUUCCCAUCCUGUUCCAUUUUUUGGAAAUGGUGAUAUCUUUUCAUAUGAAGAUGCAAUUAAAAGACAAGAAAAUUUUGGUGUGGAUGGGCUGAUGAUUGCAAGAGGAGCUCUUAUUAAACCAUGGAUUUUUACAGAGAUAAAAGAAAAAAGACAUUGGGAUAUUUCAUCACAAGAAAGAUUUGAAUUGUUAAAGUGUUUUACUAACUAUGGACUUGAGCACUGGGGUUCUGAUACCAAAGGUGUUGAAAAUACACGAAGGUUUUUAUUAGAGUGGUUAUCAUUUUUAUAUAGGUACAUUCCUGUUGGAUUGCUUGAGGUUGUUCCACAAAAAAUAAAUGAACGCCCUCCCUCGUAUUUUGGAAGAAAUGAUUUAGAAACUCUCUUUGCAAGUCAUAAAUCUUGUGACUGGGUAAAAAUAAGUGAAAUGCUUCUUGGUCCUGUUCCUGAUAGUUUUACAUUUCUACCCAAGCACAAAGCAAAUACAUAUAGCUAAUAAAAAUGAAAAGUUUACAUAUAGAAACACCACCAAUUGAUAAAAUAGACAGCAAUAAAAAUUUACAUAUAGAAACACCACUAAUUGAGAAAAUAGACAGUGAUAAAAAUUACAAAAUAUUUUUCAAACUAGAAAAUACAC